Xiphophorus couchianus (Monterrey platyfish) is the source of this 3075-nucleotide messenger RNA. RefSeq names its product titin-like. The transcript has 13 exons. Gene Ontology annotation, cellular component: membrane. Bases 368 to 2647 code for a protein of 759 amino acids. The record is from RefSeq and is a predicted model, not a curated record. Lineage: Eukaryota; Metazoa; Chordata; Actinopteri; Cyprinodontiformes; Poeciliidae.
GGAAUGCUAAUUUAGGGAACAACUAUUUAUUUUCCCAAAGCUACUAGUGAAAGAGUUUUAAUAGUUGAAGUAAUAUUUACUCAUUUCCGGUGCGAAGGACACCGGAAAUUCAGGUGUAACACAGGUGAAGCAAUUCGAAAUCCGCAAGUAGACAGGUUGUUUCGUGUCGUUCCUUAAGCUUACCUUUGAUUUUUAAGAUUAUUUUCAAUCCUGUCCACACCGAUUUUAGGUAAAAUGCUCGACGUUUUUUUCUAUUUAUACCUAACCGGCUUCGGUAACCUGUGCUGUCGCUUACCUGUUUAGCGAAGUGAAAGUAAAUUUUGGCCUCGAGUUAAACUGCCCAAUUCAAUUUGACGGUGGUCCAGAAAUGAAUCUUCGGUGUUUCAUCGCCUGCUUCUCUCUUACUUGCUGUCUGGUUUCUGGACAAAAUGCAAAAUAUGUACUGGUUGGGGAGAAAGUCGACUUCCCAGGCUUCAGCGACAAUAAAGAAUCCCCUGCCGACAUUCUGUGGAAGCAUAUAGAAGGACACAACGUACACAAAGUGGUGCAUUUUGAUAGCAGACAAGAACAAUUCUUUGGGUCAUAUGAAGGUCGGGCCACUCUUGGCUGGCGUUUUGCAGAUCUGUCCAUUAGCAACCUGAGAUAUGAAGACAGUGGAUCAUAUGACGUGGAAUUAUUAAUUAACAACCAACACCUGACCAAAAGAUAUGAACUGAUAGUCAUUGACAAAGUCACCAAGCCUACCAUAUCCUGUGAAAUAAACAAUGCAAGCACUUCUGAGUCACCAGGGAAGGCAACUCUGCUCUGCUCUUUACCAUCCCAUUCUGAUCAGUCCUCACUGAGGUUUCAGUGGAGCACAAAUGCAAAGAUUCAUCUCGGACACAUGCUGAAAAUUUCCCUUGGAGGUGAAUUUGAUGAUCGUCAGUACAACUGUACUGUAAACAACCCACUCACUCAAGAUUCAGCAGUGUUCUUUGCUAAGGACUGCUAUCCUGAGACAAAGGCUCAAACCGGACUGAUUGCUGGUGUUGUUGUUGCUGUUGUUGUUGCUGUUCUACUGCUGAUUCUACUGCUGGUGGUCUUCUUUUGUCUUAAAAAAGUACGCUCAAAUCGUGAGAAGUCUGAUUUGGAAACUCUGUCAAAUUCUGGAUUUCCAAAAGCAACAUCUGGAAGUGAAGAAAGCCAGGGUCUUCUGGACAGAGCACCUACAUUACCCUCUAAACAUGCUCUUGGACACCUAAACCAAAGAAAUGACACCCCGUUGGAUCCUUCCCAAAAGGAUUCAGAGAAGAACAAAGUCCAAGACAGCAAAAUUCUUUUCUCUCCGUCGAUUAAACAACUUCGCACCUUAUUUGAGAAGGAGAAUGGAAAAGCUAAUGAAGCUGAGCCCAGAGAGGUUGUGGAGGAAGAAGUCUUGGAGAACAACCCUUCAGAUUCUGAGGCUAUGAAUCCUGAGCUAAUAGCUUUGCCAUCUGAAAGUAAUUCAGAGAAGAACAAAGUCCAAGACAGCAAAAUUCCUUUCUCUUCGCCGGUUAAACAACUUUGCAUCUCAUUUGAGAUGGAGAAUGGAAAAGCUAAUGAAGCUGAGGUUGUGGAGGAAGAAGUCUUGGAGAACAACCCUUCAGAUCCUGAGACUAUGGAUCCUGAGCUAAUAGCUUUGUCAUCUGAAAGUAAUGAACUUCCAGAAGGAUUGGAAACAGAGGACAAUUCUCUAGACUCUAAGGAAAAUGCGUUACCUAGUGUGCCAAAUGGCAAUGGUCCAGAGAAAAAUAACGAUGAGGACAAUAAAGCUUUAGAUCCUCCUCCGGUGCCUCCAAAAUCCAAGCUUGUUCGGAAUCUCUCUGCAUUACAAAAAGUGACUAAAAAUACAAAUCCGAAAGUUAUCAAGAAGCAAAGUUUAGAUGACCCUGCUGAUUCUGGAAAUCCAAAUGAGGUGUCAAAUGAUCAGAGUUUAAGUGAAAAACCUGAAGACAGUGGAAAUUCAUCUCUUCCUGAGGCAUCACCCCGUCUUGGUCAUCCUUGUACGGAUGACAAAAAACUAGGGGAUGAAGAUAAAUUUCCAGACAUUUUGGAUAAAGAGGAUAUUCCUAUAGAUGCUGAAGAGACUAAGGAUGCUUUACCUGGCUCAGAGAAAAAUAAGGAUGAGGAUAACAGAGCUCCACAUCCUCCUUCAGUGUCUCAGAAAUCCAACCUCGUUCGGAAUUUCUCUGCACUAAAAAAAGCGACUGGAAAUACAGACCCAGAAGAUAAGAGACCAGUUUCAAAUGAUCCUUCAGAUUCUGGGAAUCCAAAUGAAGUGCCAGAAAAUCAGAAUUCAGGAAGUAAGAAAGAGGAGAAUGAGUUUGCAAAAUCAACCCCUGAAAAUGAUGUUCAGCCACUGCCUGUUGCCAAGGAGAAUUCUCCUUUGAGCCAAAACUCUCCAGAGAGUUCACCAAAGGCUGUACAUAAACAAGACAUCGACUCAGAUGAGUGUGUAAUGACAAGUAGAGGAGAAUCUUCUUCAUCAUUCUUAGAAGAAUCAGAAAACAAGGAGCAUGUUCUGCCCACUUCCACUCCCAAAAAGACUGAUUCAGAAACAACAGUGGAGGAGCAACAACCUGCUGUCUCUGAAACAGAAUCUGAAAUGGAGACCCUGCAAAAUAAGUGACCAACACCACCCAAACUAAGACAACAAAUAUCCGUUUCCCGAUUCUCACAGAACAGAUUCAAGACCAAGAAAUAGACACUAAGCAGCAAUGCAAAGACUUUUGAGACUAACCUGAUCGAGAAAAUACAGUCUCAGAGGAAGAAGAAAAGAACAAGAUCAGACGUAGCACUAUAAUCUGCUGAAGACGAAGAUUAACCUACGCAGACGAAAAUAUAAAGUAAGAGCUUCAGUGAGAAUAAAGAUGGGCAAAUUGUUGGAGCUCUCAGGCAACAUGACAAAUGGGCACAAUUCCAAGAGAAACCAACAAAUAAAGAAGACAGAUAGAAAGGAACAAAGACCAAAAUAAAAAGUAACAAGGAGUUUUAUUCUGAGAUAGUCAAGUUGAGAUAUUCUACGGUAAGCUGAAGAAAGAUGGGUGCUCCAUCUUU